AUGUCCCCGACGCCGAUCCGUCCUAGACGGCGCCCUAUCCCCGACGCCGCCAUGUCCUCGACGCCGCCGCCGCCGCCGUCUCCGACGCCAGCUCUACAGCACCAUGUCCCCGACGCCGACCCGUCCAAGACGGUGCCCUGUCCCCGACGCCGCCCCGUCCUCGACGCCGCCAUGUCCUCGACGCCGCCCCUGUCCCCGACGCCAGCUCGACGGCGCCUCGUCCCCGACGCUGCCCCGUCCCGACGCCGCCCCGUCCCCGAUGCCGGCUCGACGGCGCCAUGUCCCCGACGCCAGCCCCUCACCGGAUCGGGCGCAUCGACGGCGCCGCUCGUCGAGGCUCCCUCCGCCGCUAACCAACACCACGCGGGCCUGGCCAUGCCCGCACCACCACAGUGCGGUACGCCCGCGACGUUGUCCGCCUCGCAAACGCCCGCUCCUCCGCCGACUGCCCGCGCGACAGCCGCCGCGCCUCCGCCAUCAGCCUCUCCUCGCGCUAGCGCCGCGCCGCCGUUCGCCCCGACAGUCUCCCUGUACUGGAGACGUGAUUUAGGAUGA
Molecule: messenger RNA, 555 nt
Organism: Lolium perenne
Lineage: Eukaryota; Viridiplantae; Streptophyta; Magnoliopsida; Poales; Poaceae
Source: RefSeq, a predicted model, not a curated record